AGUAGGUGGAAGGCGAGAGCAACUGGAUGCCGUGCAUGUUUUGUUUACUAACUUGCUCCAGGCAGCCAGUUUCUCUUCCUUGUAGCCUAAAGCUAACCUACAUUCUUGCUGACAGCAGUGAGACUCAGAAGAAAAGGUCAGCUGACAGCACUAUGAUAAUAGCAUGUUACCUUCGGCGAUAGUAUUACAAAUAAUCGAGCUAAUUUAACCUCUUUUUUUGGAGCUGGUCGUUGGAUUUAGGCUCUGGGGAUUUAACCACAUGGUGGAAAUCGGUUUGUGUACCUGUAACGUUCAUUUUGGAUUCAAAUACGGAGAUUUAGCAAAGAAAAUAACCUCUCAAUAGUUUGUUUAGGUGUUGACCAGCUAGUCUUCGAGCUAGCUUUGUCCUGUAGCAGUUAGCUAACCCAGCGGGCGUCUGCAUGGAGAGCUUUAAACUUACAUGCUGAAGUUUUGAGAUCACUCUCUAGACCGCCUGCUUUUACUGAGGUAAAUGCCGUCUAAAUGGCAAAAACGGAGCAGAGAAAUGGACUGGAACUUCAGGGCAACACAGAGAAGCUGACGGACAGUAACGGGAAGAGCAGCUCGAAUGGACUGGAGCCAGAGGUGAACGGCUCCAUCCCCGAAGAGACGCAGGUGGACAAGUACGGGUUCACUGGAGGAGCUCAGCAGUCCGCCGGAGAACUAGCGGAAGAAGUCCCCAUUGCGGUGCUGAGGCAACGCGAAGCUAAAUGGCUGGAGAUGCUGAACAGCUGGGACAAGUGGAUGGCCAAAAAACACAACAAGGUGAAAGAGCGCUGUCAGAAGGGGAUCCCUCCGUCCUUACGGGGCCGAGCCUGGCUCUACCUCACUGGGGCCAAAGUAAAACGGGAGCAAAACAAGGGCCGGUUUGAGGAGCUGGACAUUCAGCCAGGAGAUCCUAAAUGGGUCGAUAUCAUCGAGAGGGAUCUUCAUCGCCAGUUUCCUUUUCAUGAAAUGUUCGCAGCCAGAGGAGGUCAUGGGCAGCAGGAUCUGUUUCGCGUCCUGAAAGCUUACACUCUCCACCGACCUGACGAAGGUUACUGUCAGGCUCAGGCUCCCGUUGCUGCCGUCCUCUUGAUGCACAUGCCAGCUGAGGAUGCCUUCUGGGUUCUUGUGCAGAUCUGUGAAAAAUACCUUCCUGGAUACUACAGCACGGGGCUGGAGGCGAUCCAGCUCGACGGGGAGAUCCUGUACGCUCUGCUGCGGGGGGUGUCUCCCGUGGCUCACCGCCACUUAAAGAAACACAAGCUGGAGCCGAUCCUGUACAUGACGGAGUGGUUUAUGUGCGCCUUCUCCCGGACCCUGCCCUGGUCCUCUGUGCUGCGGGUCUGGGACAUGUUCCUCUGUGAGGGAGUGAAGAUCCUCUUCAGAGUGGGCCUGGUUCUCCUGAAAUGCAUGUUAGGAACCCAAGAGAAAGUCAAGACCUGCCAAGGUUUAUACGAGACGAUGGAGCUGUUGAAAAAGAUUCAGCCUCAGUACACACGUGAAGGCUUCCUGGUGCAGGAGAUCAUCGAUCUACCGGUGUCUGAGAAGAACAUUGAGAAGGAACACCAAGCUCAGCUGCGACGUUGGAAGGAGAGUCGCGGAGAUCUAAGUUGCAAGUCCCCUCCGAGGAUGCACGGCGCCAAGGCCAUAAUGUCUGCCGAGCCUCCGAGCCGGCAGGAGCUGAGACAGAGACCUACCAUCAUCGUUGAGUCUCCUUUGGCGGCGAAAACGGAAGCGGCUCCAGGAGACGAAGUGAAGGGAAGUAAAAAGGCCGCAAAGGCAAACGGGCACACGACGACCGUCCUGCCACCAGACGGGAUCGUUAAUCUCAGUGAUCCGUCCUCAACCCUUCAUCACACGACCACCCAGGGGUCCAAAGAGAGUCUGAGCAGCGCCGAGCACGACACGUACCUUUAACCAGACCAGGUUUACACCAGUUCAUAGAAUGAAUCAUUCCACGACACUCUGUUUCAGCAUGAACCACUUCAUAGUUUUUAGUGACAGGAUAAACAUUAAAUCCCUGCAGAAGCAGUGGAAAAUGCUUUUUACUCUUUAUAGACACAACACAGACUUCUCAGGUGUUGGGCUAAGACAUUUCACUAGACCAAAUAGCGUUUAAAUGUAUUUUAUGCUAAAAUAUUGCUGCCUAUGUAAGCAUAGGGGGCAAGGUUUUAAAUUGUAGAAGUAAUCAUUUUGAAAUGCACAUCAGUAAUGAGCAAUUCAUGGGAAGAGGUAUUCAUUCAUUCUACAUGUCCGAAGUCAGUUCGUAAGGGUCAUCCUGCAUAUUUCAGUUAUUUCUCUGGUUCAACAAACAUAAAUCAAAUAAUAGUUCAUUAUUUGGUAGAGUACCUCUACCAUACUUUGAGGUAAUUGGACCAUUUGAAUCAGCUAUGUUGGGGUAGAGACUCCUCUAAAACAGGCAGGUGUGGCCCUUGAGGACUAAAGCUGGCCCUAAUUAAUUAAUGACCUUUUCUUCCUCGGUUUUGCCCUGACGAGUCACUACGUUUCCAAUCUCUCAGCAAUUCACACUAACUCACAGACAAACACUUGCCAGCUUGUCUGCUUGGCCCAUUUUCAUGUGCUGGUUCUAUGAAUCAGUAAUUGCUCUUCUUGUCCACACGGGGGCGACCUGACGCUGGGGGUUUUUUUUUAGCCAAAGCAGUGAGCCGCUCUUGGGGUAAAACUUCACAUUCAGACGGAGGAGCGAGGUUCAUCACCAGCGGCGUUUUGUGUCAGUAUGCCAAAGAUUUGUUGUUUAUAUGUUUUAAAUAUUUGAGAAGAGGGUUUUGGUUUUCUCAAAGUGUUAACAUUAAUUUGUUAAAAGGGGACAAAUGUAUGAGAAUGUAGAGCUUCUUUAAAGUUUGCAGUUCCUUCAGUUUAAAAUGAUAUAUUUUUAAAAAGUUGUAUUUAAAAACAAGAACUGAUAAAAAGCUGUUAUUUGUAAUCUGCAACAGCAAAGUCACUAUUGAUCUGGUGAGCCAUAAACCUUUGAUAAUCAGAUAGAUGUUAGUGUUGUACCUCAUUAUCAUUAUUGUUGUUAUAAUAUGGUGUCAAAUGAGGAACGAAGUUUCAAAUGAAGUUUUAUGCAAGCAGCAUUUGCCAGUCCAACAAGCUGUUUUAAUGGAUGUAAGUUGAUGUACCAAAAUAUCCAUUGUCUUAUGUCUGAAAUUUUAUUGUACAAGCCACUAAGGUUAUCUGUUAAUUUUAAACAAAUUUAAAAAGUG
This is a messenger RNA of Poecilia latipinna (sailfin molly), 3227 nucleotides long. RefSeq names its product TBC1 domain family member 10A-like. The record is from RefSeq and is a predicted model, not a curated record. Gene Ontology annotation, molecular function: small GTPase binding; GTPase activator activity. The coding region runs from base 502 to 1920 and encodes 472 amino acids. Gene Ontology annotation, biological process: regulation of GTPase activity. The transcript has 9 exons. Lineage: Eukaryota; Metazoa; Chordata; Actinopteri; Cyprinodontiformes; Poeciliidae.